AUGGCAUCAAAAAGGUGGGGCACAAAGUAUUUGACUCCAGGAUACGAGAAGCUCUGCAUAUCCUUUAUUAACCAAUCAAAACAUUUGCAUCCUAUCAGCUGGUUUGCCCGGAGCUGUGACUAUAACAUCGAUCCAGUAGACGUGACACUUUUAAUUCAGUCCGGGAUAACAAGAAUACGUGUUCUACUUAAAACACUGAGUCAUUGGAGUGGGCCUGUCAGUAUGUCACUGUGGGGAUCUGAGGAAGAGUGUCAACUUAUGCUGGACAAGAUAAAUGUUGCAUUAAAAGACCGUUGGAAUGUUGGAAUACAUCUGGUCAUUAGACCAUCAGGAGAUAAAGACGUAAUAUCAUACUAUCCAAUCAACUACUUGCGGAACACUGCAUUCUUUGGCAGUUUUACGAGUCACGUAUUGACUAUAGACGCCGAUUUUGUACCCAUGUCAGGAUCAUACUCCCGCAUCAAGGCUAGGCUAUAUCCAUACACAGAGCCUAAUAAGAGUCAGGUUGCAUUUGUGAUACCUGCGUUCGAGUUUGACAAGUCAUCUUUAGAUCUACUCCCGGCGACUAAGGAAGAAGUAAAAAGGAUGUAUCGAAAUGGAAUACUCGUCCAAUUUAGUGAUAGAAGAUGCCCCCAGUGUCAUAAUCCAACAGAUUAUAAGAGAUUGCUCCAAACACAAGAGAUGUAUUCGGUCAGUUGGAAAUGGCCAUAUGAACCGUAUGUAGUGUUACCAAGAGACACAAUGCCUCUCUAUGACGAGCGAUUCCUAGCAAGACACCUUAAUAAGAUCAUAUACUCACUAGAAUUAUGUGGUAAAGGGUACGAGUUCGCAGUCCUGCCAGAUGUGUUCAUAAUCCACGUCCUCCAUGAUAGAGUCGACACUGUCGCCCGGAAUAUCCGGUGUAUGGAUGACUUGGGUUUCAUUACCACAUUGAAGCUGCUAGAAUUAUACAAACACGUUAUUGAUCCAGAAAUAAUCCGUGAAAUCAAAGACAGCAAGAUAGUAUAUGCAUAGCAAUAUAAAAAAGGAUUCUGUAAAUGGCGAAUUAGAGAUGCAAGGUUUGACGUCUUUAAGUCUAUUGGGGAAAGGCACUAGAUCAAAAGAAAUAUGGAGUAGCGGUAUGAGUAUUUAUAUGAUGAGAUAAGAGUGGGUAGAUUUCAACCCCUCCACACACAUAACAAAUUCCAUGCUAAAGCAACUCCCCUCGUAAUGUAAAGGGUAUGUUUUAAUGUUUAUAAAAACACCAGGGGCGAACCUGAAAAUCGAGAGGGGAAGUAGUCCAAAAAUUUUAAAAAUAGUGCCCAAAAAGAAAACAAUUUCAUGAUGCCACAAAUUGUUUUCCCUCCUCUUCCAUGAGAUAUUUAAGUAGACAUACCACUACUGGUCGACAUUAUUUAUGUUGAUCGAGGUACAUGAGAUAAUCAAAGUGUCUGAGUGUAAUCUUUUGAUACAAGCAUCACACAAUGGGUCUUGUAGCAAAUAUAUUUUUUCAAUGAAAUGAGCAGUUUAUUUCGGAAAGAGGAAAUGGAUAAUACCAGUGAAGAUACAGCUGGGCCACAUACGUACAAUUCCGGCAAAAUAA
Owenia fusiformis is the source of this 1582-nucleotide messenger RNA. NCBI's taxonomy places the organism in Eukaryota, Metazoa, Annelida, Polychaeta, Sabellida, Oweniidae. The record is from the annotation of a GenBank genome assembly.